AACAUUGUAAUGAACUAGCAGAGCUUGAUGCAAGUUAGGGCAUGUUUGUGGCAUACAAGUCAAAUCUUGUCUCAAGCCUUAGGACGUUUGCGAGAAUUCCUAUGAAACGCUCUUGUGAUCUGUGAUUCGGAUUUAGUCACAGAGCUGAAGUGGCACUGUAGUGGAUGAGAGGAAACAUCUGCAGACGGCGGUUACAUAUUGCCUGCAGCAAUGUAAGUGGGUAAGUCUAUGUCGCAUUGUCUUAUUACAUUUCAGGUGAUAUUACAAUCUUACAGACUGGAAACCACUGUUGGACUGGAACUACGGUGUUGAGUAGAAGUAAACGAGAACAUUGGAAAAACUACAAAUUCAACCAGCCUUGAGGGCAAAUACUUAUUGUUUGGGGUCUUAAAGUGCGCCAAGCGGGGGCUAUGCUCCAGCACCUGAGGAAAAAUCUACUGAACAUAUAUUAUGAAGUAUUUGUUUGUUGCACUCACUAUCAUGUAGUGGGAGUUGGUGAUACAAUGAAAAAGUAAAUAUCUAACAUUGUUAUUUAAAGCAGCUGGAAUUGUCCCAAUAGAGAUGCACGUAUUACAAAAAAUACUGCUGAAGAGUGAAGCCCACCAAUAUGGCAUUCGUAAAAAAAAAUCAUCGUUUGGGUACCAUACCAACAAGUGAGCCUUUCACAGUAAAUGCACACCAAAUGCCAAAUAUGCAAUAACACUAAUUGAACCUAACUUUGUCCGAUGCAUGAAAAUGAGCAAAUAACUUGAAAAUGGACAACAGGCUAUAGCCAAACUGUUGUCCAACAAGACAAUUUUGCCAAUAUGGGAUGUCUUUACCAAGACAGACAUGCAAUUGCAGUAGUGUAGAUAUCAAUCCCAAAGAUGCUUAAUUGUUUUGACGAUUGGUACUGGAGCCCGAUGUGGAAGUGUCACCACAAUCAACAGAUCCACUUUGUUCCAGUGUUCCAACAUGGCACAAGUAUUUAAAUGAACUUAUCGUCUGCCAGGAAAGCUUACCCCACACCAUUAUACCACCAACACCAGGCAGGCAACCGGUUGCUUAUGCUGCUACGCCAAAUCUUGACUGUCAUCAGCAUGAUGCAAUUGGGACCAGGAUUUGUCGAACAAGGGAAUGUUUUUCCACUUCUCAACUGUCCAGUGUCGAUCACAUGACCACGGGAGCCGCGUCUUGUUUUUAGCUAAUGGGAGAGGAACUGCUGAUGUUUGCUGCUAUAGCCCAUCAAUGACUAGUGUCAUACGAUAUGCGUUCCAAGAUGCCGUUGAGGCAAUACUGUUGUACUGCGCCUUUAUUUGCCUGUUAGUGGCACAGGUCUCUCAAUUCUUGAUAUUCUGCUUUGACCACUCAUCCACGACUGGUUUUCGCCCACAAGACUGCCACGGAUUGGAUGUUUUUUGUUUUUGUUUUGUUUUUUCAUUUCGUUGUAAACUCUACACACAGUUACGCACAGGAGAAUAUCUGUUUCUGAUAUACUGGAAUCGGUGCGCCAGGCACAGUCGUUUAGGUCACUUAUUUAGCGCAUUCUACAGUUCAGUUAAACUAACUGAAGCCACGGCUAUGUGACUUACUGUAUGCUGUACAUUUUUGUGAACGAGAUGGUGUACCUGAUAAACUGGCUACCGAGUGAAUAUGCAUAUUUACAUAAAUAAGAGCCUUACUGUAUUAAAAUGUUGGUGAAUUACUGAUUCAACCGCACCUGAUAAACACCCUCAAUUCACAAUUUAUGGCAGCGCUUCUGAACAGGUGCCAGGACCCUGGGGUUUGGUUUCAAUGGGUUGCAUGUGUCUGAGUGAGGGGUAAGUAUAAAGAUUUGACUAGUACACAUUGUCAUUUUAUCUGAACUAUUUCUUCACAGUAUUUUCUAUAUAGAUUUACAUUGUAUUUGCAGUGCUAUUUUGCAGAUUUUGUGCUCUAAAAACAAUUGCGCUUGCAGCUAUUGUUCAUCAUAAAUAAGCAAUUUGGCAUUAUUGACAAAUUGUGGGAAUAUUUUCAAUUUUUUAAUAUAAUUACUACAUUUCCUGUCAAUAUAUCCUCAGUGAUUGUUUUCCAGAUACCAUUUGGAAACAACAAAUGCUAGUAUUUCUUGUGACUAAAUGAACCUGUUUCAGGUUGUCCUGUGGAUAAACCAGUUGAGAACCAUUGAUUUAUCGUGACAAAAAUGCCCUCAUUUGCUGUGUAAUAUGGUAAUGUUGAAACUCGACCUUGCCUGGUGUCUUUAAGCAAUGGCAAAAUAAGCAUAAUUUCUCUAGUGGUGUGAUGUUUUCAUUUUCCGAAUUUAACAUGCAUGUUGCCUACAAGUCUCAAUCAGUAAAACAGUAAAUUUGAGUAGUUUAAGCAAAUUAGCCCCGAGACAUCCAUUGAAGGGUUAAACUGUUGCUCAUUAUUUUGUUUACAUGCAUAUUGUUGUUUCUCUGUAGAUGGUUGUUUCAAUUUCCUGCCUUGGAAUAGGUACUGAGAUUAUGAUAUUUACCUUGUGCUUCUAUAGUAUUGACCGCACACUGUGUAGCCUACCUAUUGUAAAAUAGGUAUAUUUAUUGUGUGCUGAAAGAGUGAUGGAUAAUGGUGAUAUUUGUUUGAGGCCUACAAUAGCAUUAAUAAACCAAAUAUCAGAAAGAGAUUCCUUGUAAUAUGAAUGUAAUUAAGGCCUCUAAGUAUGCUGAAAAAACAGCUAUGAACUAGACGGCUAUGUAUUUACUACCAAUACCAUCAAUUCCUUUUUUAUAUGUUGAUCAUAAUUAUAGAAAUUCCUGUAGAUCACUUCAAUGCUUGUGUAGAAUACAGUUAAUCUUUUACCAUUUGCAAGCACACAUGGUAUGAGGUUUAUACGGAGAUCCCCCACUUUAAGUUGAAAAUUGCAAAUACCCAACCUUGGUGGGAAAAGUGACACAUUCAAAGAGUAUUUCUGUGUGCAUGCACCUUUGAGGGAGGCUCCAGUUUUGUUGAAUUUAGUAUAUUAGCUCAAGGAACAAGACACUGUCUACCCCUGCUGUACUGUCCCUCUCCCAAGUUCCAACUUCAGCAGGUUAGUGUCACAUUUUUUAUGACGUUUCUAGCCACAAGCAUGAACUGGCUGGGUAGCAGAGUCUUUGUCUCAAUGGAUGUGGGUGCUGAUUACAUAAUAAUCAUCUAUUCCUUCCCAUUCAACUUUCAGAUCUGACAUAUCAUCAAUUUGCCCACCAGCCAUGUACUGAUACAUUUGUACCAUCAAGACAACCAAAUGCUGUGGGGAAAACACAGAUGGAAAAAGAACAGCUGGAGAAGCAGCAUGUCCUUUGGUAAUCCAUGUUCAGACCUAGAAUGUCAAGGGCCUGAAGGGCAGCAUACCCAAUGAUAAACCCAGCCUUGUCGACAGCAGAUCAACAAUUGCAGAUGCUGGCAGAAAGCAGCUGGAGUCAUGCCUAUACGUCGUGCAGCUGGGACUCCACCCCAGGAGACGCCAUCCUCGGCUGCACCUGAGGGAGAACCUGAUGCCAGCUCUGAGGAAUCUGCAUCUGUUGAGGAAGAGCAGGAAGUAGCACCUGCUGCACCAGUAGCCAAGGCUGGGGAGGGUCAAGGUGAAGGGGAGGUUCAAGGUGAAGGAGAACUGAAAGAAAAUGGUGAAAAGGCUGAGGGAGAGAAAGCAGAGGAAUUGACUGGAGUGAAGGAUGAGGGAGAAGAGGCUGAGAAGAAAGAAGAAAAUGAUGGUGUAAAGGAGAAAGUCAAGAAGCCGGUGAAAAGGACCAUUCCUGCCUGGGCCACCAUGUCAGCAAGCAAACGUGCAACACUCACAUAUAAGAACACCACCUCCAUGCAGCCGCCGAGGAUGGAGGACAUCCUCAUUGAGGCUGUUGAGUCCUGCAAGGAGAAGACUGGGGCUUCAGCGCAUUCUGUCAUGAAGUACAUUGUGAACAAAUACCCUAACCUGGAGUUGGACAAGAGGAAAUUCCUUCUCAAGAAGGCUCUUAAGAAGCAGCUGGAGAAGGGCACCAUCAAACAGCUGAAGGGAAAAGGCCUUUCGGGAAGCUUUACCAUUGGGAAGCAGCCCCCUAAUAAACCGGCUGCUAAAGGGAAGCCGAUGGCUGUGGCACCUGGAUUGAAGGCAGAGACCCUUGGAGAUGCUCUUCCUUUGAUCAUCACACGACUAUGUGAGCCUAAAGAGGCAUCUUACAUCCUGAUCAAAAAAUAUGUUGAACAGCACUUCCCUCAAUUCAAUGUGGAGCAUCGGCCAGAUGUCUUAAAGAGUGCCUUGGUGAGAGCAGUGGACAAGGGUCACCUAGAACAGAUCACUGGAAAAGGUGCCUCUGGAACAUUUCAGCUGAAGAGGGAAGGGGGGAAGUUCCUGCUUAAAGGUGGACCUCUGGAGGAUGCGAUCAUGACAGCCAUUGUGGCCAUGAAUGAACCCAAGACUUGCAGCACUGCUACACUUCGCAAGUUCCUUUUGGAGACAAACAAAGACAGCAUGGAGUAUCGUGUGGUGAACAACCUGAAGAGGACCUUGCAGAAGUGCAAAAUGAUGGGCUGGAUGGAGCAGAUCACAGGAAAUGGACUUAACGGCACCUACCAGCUCUGCUACCCAUACUACCCCAGCCCAGCCAUUCUGUUCCCAGAAAAACAGAAGGCAAAAGAGCAAAAACUCUCAGAGAAAGCUAAAGGCAGAAAGAGGGUUGACUCGUCUGAUGAGGACUCUGAUGAAGAGGAGGAGGAAGAGGAGUCAUCUGAAGAGUCAGAUGAUGAACCUCCCCCUUCCAAGAGGAAAGCUGUGAAGAGGCCCCCUCCUAAAGCACGUCGCCCUCCCCCCAGCAAGAAGCCACGACAGGGAAGUCAGUCACGAGCUAAGGUUGAGAAAAGAGCAGCCCCUACUAAGAGGUCUGUACCACCAGCCAAGAAACCAGCACCCUCAUCUAAGAAAGCAGAACCACCAGCCAAAAAGUCUGCUCCCCCAGCAAAGAAACCAUUGCCUCCAGUAAAGAAACCUGCAACUUCAAGUAAACCUGCAGUCUCAAAGAAAGCACCAUCACCAGCUAAAGCAGCACCGACACCAGUCAAGAAAGCCGCUCCUGCAAGCAAGCCUAAAACGCCAAUAAUCAAAAAGCUGACAAGCAAGGCAUCCAAGCGGCCACUGCCCAAAAAGUCCCCGCCUGCAAAGGCAGCAGCCAAACCUGCAGUAAAGACCAAGCCAGCAGCCCGCAAAUCGCUGAGGGGGAGGAAGUGAUUUCACUAUCGCCCACCAGUGGAAGUUUAACUGUAGCUCUGAAGACAGCAGUGCUCUGCCUCUGUCCAUGCUCUCUUUCGCAUCAUUGUUUUCCCCCUGUUUGGGCCUCUAGAAUUAUUCUCUGUAGGAUGGGGAUGUGACAAUUAUUAGUUUGUCAAUUUUACUUUGGAACUGUUCAAUUUCUGUGGACCCUCCUUUUAAACACCAUUGUGUAGAAAGUCUUAAAAUUUCAACUGCCUAGGUAAAAUGUGAAAUAUUAGUAUCAAUUUUUUUCCCUUCACACACUUCAUUUUGAUAAUUUGUAGGCAGAGAUCCAGAAUCAGUGACUUGUCUUAUUUUUACAUUUCAUUCCAAUCCACUCUGCCAUUUUUCACUAUGACAAAAUUUAUCAAAUACCUUUUUGGAUACUUUCUCUCAAUGCCGUUUUCUGACAUUUCUGAAUUUAAUGUUGAGUAAACUCAUCUUGAAGGGUAACAAGACAUUGUAAGUAAAGAGUAUGAGAGCCAGCUUUUCAUGUAAAAAAAAUAAUAAUCCCUUUAUUACAAAUUCUAUUUAAUGUUGUCAAAAUACUGUGCCCAUGGUAAAAAUAGUGAAUUGGAAACUAGAAUAAGGACGCAGUUUUUCAUUAUGAUAUUCAGAGUUUCUGCAUAGUUUUAGGGGAUUUCUUUUGUUUAAACAAACCUGCUUAUCAAGGUUAUUUGGUUGUAUCUUAUAAGCUAAGAAAGGUCAUCUAUAUUCUGUGUAAUAGUGAAAGAUUGUGAAUAUGACACUUAGUUUUGAAGCCUAGCUCAUACAUACCCUGCAUGCGUGUACUCUUUGUUAUGCUUUUUCCCAGGUCAUUAUUAAAAUGGCUAUAUUUGUA
Molecule: messenger RNA, 6056 nt
Organism: Esox lucius (northern pike)
Lineage: Eukaryota; Metazoa; Chordata; Actinopteri; Esociformes; Esocidae
Gene: hp1bp3
Product: heterochromatin protein 1, binding protein 3
Exons: 12
Coding region: 3398-5194 (598 amino acids)
Biological process (GO): nucleosome assembly; heterochromatin organization
Cellular component (GO): chromosome; nucleosome; nucleus
Molecular function (GO): DNA binding; nucleosome binding; structural constituent of chromatin
Source: RefSeq, a predicted model, not a curated record